This is a messenger RNA of Pseudoliparis swirei, 701 nucleotides long. RefSeq names its product prefoldin subunit 6 (gene pfdn6). Lineage: Eukaryota; Metazoa; Chordata; Actinopteri; Perciformes; Liparidae. Gene Ontology annotation, molecular function: protein-folding chaperone binding. Bases 123 to 503 code for a protein of 126 amino acids. Gene Ontology annotation, biological process: chaperone-mediated protein complex assembly; protein folding. Gene Ontology annotation, cellular component: prefoldin complex; cytoplasm. The transcript is spliced from 4 exons. The record is from RefSeq and is a predicted model, not a curated record.
CGGUUUAGCCGCAGCCCUUUCCUGUUAGCCAACGCAGAGCUUUCAUCUAAUUCAACAUUUAACGUUAGAUACUUCAUCUCUUGAACAUAUUCCUACGCGGCCUACAGUAACAUAACGCAACCAUGGCAGAGGCCAUUCAAAAGAAAUUGAAGGUGGAAGUAGAAAAAUAUUCUCAGAUGCAGAAAGAUGUUAGCAAGGGCAUGUCAGCCAGACAGAAGCUGGAAACGCAACUGGCAGAGAACAAUAUUGUCAAAGAGGAGCUUGACUUGCUCGACACUGCAAACACAGUGUAUAAGCUGAUCGGGCCAGUAUUAGUGAAGCAAGACCUGGACGAGGCCAAAGCCACCGUCACCAAAAGGCUGGAGUACAUCAACGGAGAGAUUCAGAGGUACGAGAGUCUCCUGAAGGACUUGGAAAAGAAAUCCGAAAAUCAUCGAGAACUCUUGUCCAGUUUGCAGCAGGAGUAUCAGAGAGCUCAGGGCCUGGCGGUCGGCAAAGUCUGACCAAGAGAUCUGGCUGCAUGCUCACACACACACAGCCACACACACACACACACGACUGACAUACACUCAGAAGAAUAGCCGAGAUUUAAUGAGCCCUUCAACAUAUUGCUGGUAAACUUCUGCCAUGUCUUGUCAACUAUUUGUUUAUUAAAGUGACUUUUCCCCGGUUACUAAUAAACGUGUUUUUCAUGAAAGGUU